Molecule: messenger RNA, 599 nt
Organism: Heteronotia binoei (common prickly gecko)
Lineage: Eukaryota; Metazoa; Chordata; Lepidosauria; Squamata; Gekkonidae
Gene: MPV17L
Product: MPV17 mitochondrial inner membrane protein like
Exons: 4
Coding region: 1-579 (192 amino acids)
Cellular component (GO): membrane; cytoplasm
Source: RefSeq, a predicted model, not a curated record
AUGGCGCUGCUGGGCCGCUGGGCGCGGCGCUGGCCCUGGCCGUGCAACCUGCUCGUCUACGGGGGUCUCUUCGCGGCGGGCGACGCGGCUCAGCAGCGGCUCCGGCUGGACUCCCCGGACUGGCGGCAGACGCGGCACGUGGCGCUGGUGGCGCUGGCCUUCCACGGCAACUUCAGCUACCUCUGGCUCCGAGGGCUGGAGCGCCUCCUCCCCGGCCGGGCGCCGCUCGCCGUCGUGGCCAAGGUGCUCUGCGACCAGCUGGUGGGCGCCCCCGUGGCGCUCCUCGCCUUCUACACCGGCAUGAGCAUGCUUCAAGGGAAAGAAGAUAUUUUCUUAGACUGCAGACAGAAAUUUUGGAACACAUAUAAGACUGGGCUGAUGUACUGGCCUUUUGUGCAGCUGUCCAACUUCAGCCUGGUCCCUGUGUACCUGAGGACUGCAUACAUUGGACUGUGUGGUUUUGUCUGGAUGGCUUUCCUGUGCUUUUCACAACAAUGUGGGGAUGGCACUGUAAAAUCUGCUUUAAGGCUGUUCCAGGAAGAGAAGGCCAACAUGGAUGACAAAUCACUGGAGAAAUGAAGAGGUCAUUGUCACAAAGC